CAUGGGUUGUUACUCUGAUUAAAGGUGCAGUGUAAGAGCACGAAUUGAAGAGGACGAAUAGCAUGAGAUGUCGUCCAAAUCGAACAAAACAAAUUGUUCCAAGACCAGCUCUGCUCGAUCAAAACACAGUGCUCGUGUUGUUGCUCAGACAUCCGCUGAUGCUAAGCUUCAUGAAGACUUUGAAGAGUCUGAACAGUUGUUUGAUUACUCCACUUCUGUUGACCUAAACGUCGCAAGCGCCGAUAACAAUGCCCCCUCUUCAACAAUUUCAGCUUACCUUCAACGGAUGCAGAGGGGGAAGCUCAUACAACCCUUUGGCUGUCUGAUUGCCCUGGAAGAGCAGAAUUUUGCAGUUAUUGCCUACAGUGAGAAUGCCCGUGAGAUGUUGGACCUCACCCCACAUGCAGUCCCCAGCAUUGAACAACAAGAAGUUCUCACAAUCGGUACAGAUGUUCGAACCCUCUUCCGCUCCUCGAGUGCUGCGGCCUUGCAGAAAGCCGCCAAUUUUGGGGAUGUUAAUCUCCUCAAUCCGAUAUUGGUACACUGUCGGAACUCUGGUAAGCCCUUCUAUGCAAUUUUGCACCGGGUUGAUGUUGGGAUGGUUAUAGAUUUGGAGCCAGUGAAUCCGGCUGAAGUCCCCGUCACUGCUGCUGGGGCAUUGAAAUCGUAUAAGCUUGCAGCCAAAUCCAUCUCCAGAUUGCAAUCUUUGCCGAGCGGCAAUAUCUCACUGUUAUGUGAUGUACUGGUUCGUGAAGUCAGUGAUCUGACCGGUUACGAUAGGAUAAUGGUAUAUAAGUUUCAUGAAGAUGAACAUGGUGAAGUGAUUGCUGAGUGCUGUAGACCUGAUUUAGAGCCUUAUCUUGGCUUACAUUACCCAGCUACUGAUAUACCACAGGCUUCAAGGUUCCUCUUCCUGAAGAACAAGGUUAGGAUGAUCUGUGACUGCUCGGCCCCAUCAGUGAAAGUGAUGCAGAACAAGAAAUUGGCGCAGCCAUUGUCUCUUGGUGGAUCCACAUUGAGAGCUCCCCAUGGGUGCCAUGCGCAGUACAUGACAAAUAUGGGCUCCAUCGCAUCCCUUGUAGUGUCUGUUACAAUCAACGAAAAUGAUGAUGAGAUAGAGGGUGAUCAGCAAAAGAGUAAGAGGCUGUGGGGUUUGGUAGUUUGCCAUCAUACAAGCCCUAGGUUUGUCCCAUUCCCUCUGAGGUAUGCCUGUGAGUUUUUGGUACAAGUCUUUAGUAUACAACUUAACAAGGAAGUGGAAUUGGCAGCUCAACGAAGGGAGAAGCAUAUUCUGCGGACUCAGACUAUGCUUUGUGACAUGCUCCUUAGGAAUGCUCCUGUGGGGAUUGUUACCAAAUCACCUAAUGUGAUGGACCUUGUUAAGUGCGACGGAGCUGCACUCUACUACAGAAACAAAUUUUGGUUGCUUGGCAUCACGCCCACACAGGGACAAAUAAAAGAUAUAGCUGGAUGGCUUCUUGAGUACCAUGAUCAGAGUACAGGUUUGAGUACAGAUAGCCUUAUGGAAGCUGGUUACGCAGGUGCUUCAGUUCUUGGGGAUGCAGUUUGUGGUAUGGCCGCCAUCAAGAUUACUUCAAAGGAUUUCCUCUUUUGGUUCCGUUCACAUACGGCAAAAGAGAUCAAGUGGGGUGGUGCAAAACAUGAUCCAGUCAAUAAUGAUGAUGGUAGAAAAAUGAACCCUAGGUCAUCGUUCAAUGCUUUCUUGGAAGUAGUAAAGAUGCGGAGCUUACCUUGGGAAGACAUUGAGAUGGAUGCCAUCCACUCCUUACAGCUUAUAAUGAGAGGAUCCUUGAAAGAUGAUAAUGAGAAUGACUCCAAGACAAUCUUUAAUAAUGAGAAUGACUCCAAGACAAUCGUUAAUGCUACUUCAGUUGAUGCAAGGAUCCAGAAAGUGGAUGAACUGCAUCUUGUCACUAGUGAGAUGGUUCGUCUUAUUGAGACAGCUUCCGUCCCUAUUUUGGCAGUUGAUGCUUCUAGUAAUAUAAAUGGAUGGAAUACCAAAGCAUCUGAGUUAACAGGAUUGUCUGUGGAGCAAGCAAUUGGAGUCCCUUUAGCUGACCUUGUCAUUGAUGAUUCAGUUGAAGAGGUGAAGCGCAUGCUCCACUCGGCUUUGCAAGGGAAUGAAGAGAAAAACAUUGAGAUCAAGCUUAAAACAUUUGGUUCUGAGGAGAGGAAAGGGCCUAUAAUCCUGGUUGGCAACGCUUGCUGUAACCGGGACAUGAAAGAAAAUGUGGUUGGAAUUUGCUUCAUUGGGCAAGAUGUAACAGGGCAAAAGAUGGUAAUGGACAAAUACACCCGUAUCCAAGGCGAUUACAUUGCAAUUGUGCGAAAUCCUUCUGCACUUAUUCCUCCAAUAUUUAUGAUAGAUGAAUGUGGUUGCUGCCUUGAGUGGAAUGAUGCAAUGCAGAAAUUUUCUGGUCUGAAGAGGGAGGCAGCCAUCAAUAGGAUGCUUCUUGGGGAGGUGUUCACUCUUCAUAACUUAGGUUGUCGAGUUAAAGAUCAAGACACAUUGACCAAGCUCAGGAUAUUACUGAAUGGAGUAAUUGCAGGCCAGGAUGCAGAUAAAUUGCUAUUUGGGUUCUUUGACCAGUGUGGUAAGUAUGUGGAAGUCUUACUUUCUGCAAACAAGAGGACAGAUGCAGAAGGUAAGAUCACUGGGGCUCUCUGCUUUUUGCAUGUUGCUAGCCCAGAACUUCAACAUGCUUUAAAGGUGCAAAAAUUAUCGGAACAGGCUGCAACGAGUAGCCUCAUGGAGCUGGCAUAUAUUCGUCAGGAAAUCAAGAACCCACUUCAAGGGAUCAUUUUUACACGAAAUCUGAUGGAGGCUUCUGAUUUGAGAGAAGAGCAGAAGCAACUUUUGAGGAGGACUACUCUGUGUCAGGAACAAUUAGCCAAGAUAGUUGACGACACUGAUUUAGAAAGUAUUGAACAGUGUUAUCUGGAAUUGAAUGCUGUCAAAUUCAACCUUGGGGAAACUCUGGAGGUGGUCAUAACACAAGCUAUGAUUUUGAGCAGGGAGAGACAGGUGGAACUCAUCCCUGAAUCACCAAGAGAAGUGUCCUCCAUGUUCUUGUAUGGUGAUAACUUGAGACUUCAGCAGGUUCUGUCUGAUUUCUUGACAAAUGCACUCCUCUUCACACCAGCGUUUGAAGGAUCGUCGGUUGUGCUCAGGGUCAUCCCUAGAGAAGAGCGUAUAGGGACUGCCAUACACAUUGUUCAUGUUGAAUUUCGGAUAACACACCCAGCACCUGGGAUCUCAGAAGCUUUGAUUCAGGAGAUGUUCCAUCACAGCCGGGGUUUCUCAAAGGAAGGUCUUGGCCUGUAUAUCAGCCAGAAACUUGUGAAGAUCAUGAAUGGUACUGUACAGUAUCUUAGGGAGGCAGAGAGGUCAUCUUUCAUCAUUCUCAUUGAAUUCCCAUUGGUUCGCCGCCUUAUGGAGUUUAAGUGACCUUCACUUUCCAGGAGAAUUGGAAUGACAAACUGUUUUUGCACCACCAUAUGGCCUGAACUGAUGGUGCAUCACCAUGGGCUUUUGAGAAAUUGGGGCCACAGCUCAUCACAAUGCCAGGGCUGAUUGGGCUGACGACGACAGAGGGCACCUGGCGGCAGUGUUGUGUGAUCUACCUACAUUGGUUUUCCUCUUGUUAAGAGAUAAAUUGCUCAGGACUGAGAGUGAGUUCUGUUAAAUACUCCCUUGUGGUUUGGCAUCCAAAGCAGGCGAAAAUUUAUGAAGCAAGAAAUUGUCGACUCUUUUCUUUAAUCUAUUGCUAUCUGUUCUAAGCCUUAUAAGAGUUACUGCCUGAUGAAGAGUAUCCCAUGGGAUUUAACACAUUCACAGAAGCACCACAUUAUAUACAUUUAGUUCAACUUCAACCCUAACCUGAUUUGAGCUGUUUUUAAGUAAA
Molecule: messenger RNA, 3926 nt
Organism: Telopea speciosissima
Lineage: Eukaryota; Viridiplantae; Streptophyta; Magnoliopsida; Proteales; Proteaceae
Product: phytochrome C
Exons: 4
Coding region: 68-3469 (1133 amino acids)
Biological process (GO): regulation of DNA-templated transcription; red, far-red light phototransduction; detection of visible light
Molecular function (GO): phosphorelay sensor kinase activity; photoreceptor activity; protein homodimerization activity
Source: RefSeq, a predicted model, not a curated record